AAAACCACACGCGGCGUCCGCCGACCGCCGUGAUCGCGCGUGUACGCCCGCGAUCUCGCGUCACCGGAUCACAAUCCUCGCGCGGGUGCGCCCGGCCAAUGGUAGCGCUCCACCCGCCGGUAUAAAUGGCGGGCCUCAAACCCGCACAUUGCUACGAGAUCACGAACAUUUUUCAGUUCCGCUUGCAAGCAGAGGUGCUCUGUUUCAUCUGAUGGCGACCGUGACAGAUGAAGCUGUUGCCGUGCCGGCGGUUGGAGCCGGCGAGGCGGAGGCGGUGAUGGAGGAGAAGGUGGAAGUGGCGAAGGAGGCGGGUGCGGUGGAGGAGAAGGUGGAAGAGGCGAAGGAGGCUGGUGCGGGUGAGGAGAAGGCGGAGGGCGAUGCCAAGAAGCCGGAGGCGGAGGAAGAGCAGGGGACGGCGAAGGCGAAGAAGCCGAGGAGCAGGAAGCCCCGGUCGGAGGGGCCGAACCACCCGCCCUACUUCGAGAUGAUCAAGGAGGCGAUCAUGGCGGAUGGCAAGGCGGAGGCGAGCACGUACGCGAUCGCGAAGCGCGUCGGGGAGCGGCACGGGGACGCGCUCCCGGGCAACUACCGCAAGGUGCUGGCCGUGCAGCUCCGGAACUUCGCCGCCAAGGGCAGGCUCGUCAGGGUCAAGGCCUCCUUCAGGCUCGCCCCCUCCGAGGAGAAGAAGGCGUCCAAGAAGAGGCGCGGGACGGCGACCAAGAAGGCCGCCUCGAACUCGAAGAAGGCCGCACCGGCCCCGGCGCCGGCGCGCGCCAGGAGGGCGAAGAAGGCGGCGCCGCCGGCGAAGCCGAAGCCGAAGCCGAAGCAGCCCAAGUCGAUCCGCGCCGGCAUGGCCAGGAAGGCCAACAAGGCCAGCGCCUGAUGCCGCCGGUGCGCGCGCGGGAUCCUACUAGUAGUACUACUUUGGUUUUAGGAUGGUCGAUCGAGCGCUUCGUUCUUGACCUCGCUUUGUAAGUACCACCAGUGUGUGUGUUCAUGGCAAUAAUGGCGCUCUCGUUGUGGUCUCGUUUGGAAGAAGAAUGUGACUGUAAAUCUGUGCUAGUAUAGUACGAUCUUGGUAAUCA
Messenger RNA from Lolium perenne, 1085 nucleotides. RefSeq lists its product as uncharacterized. Gene Ontology annotation, cellular component: nucleus; nucleosome. NCBI's taxonomy places the organism in Eukaryota, Viridiplantae, Streptophyta, Magnoliopsida, Poales, Poaceae. The record is from RefSeq and is a predicted model, not a curated record. Gene Ontology annotation, molecular function: structural constituent of chromatin; nucleosomal DNA binding; double-stranded DNA binding. Gene Ontology annotation, biological process: chromosome condensation; nucleosome assembly; negative regulation of DNA recombination.